Stegodyphus dumicola is the source of this 587-nucleotide messenger RNA. It is a transcript of the gene ATPsynG, whose product is annotated as ATP synthase, subunit G. The record is from RefSeq and is a predicted model, not a curated record. Gene Ontology annotation, biological process: proton motive force-driven ATP synthesis. Lineage: Eukaryota; Metazoa; Arthropoda; Arachnida; Araneae; Eresidae. Gene Ontology annotation, molecular function: proton transmembrane transporter activity.
UCAGUAUAGUCAUAUUUGUGUAUCAGAAAUUUUUGAAAUUUCGACGCCUGGAAACUAAUUAUCCGGUUCUUGAUUAUUAACCGUGUACGGUUGACCCUCGACGAAUUUUCGCUUUAAAAUUCAAUUCCUAUUUCGUUAACUUUUUUCAAAUAAUAAAUAGUGUACUGAAAUGGCGAGAGCAGUAUCAUCUUUAGGAACUAAGUUGCCUCUAAUGGUUAAAGGUGUGGUUGAAGGUUCAAAACCCAAGUUGGCAACAUUCAUUAAAUAUGCCAAGGUUGAACUUGCACCUCCUAAAAUAUCUGAAAUGCCAGAAGUGAUGGCUGGCUUUGGUCGUCUUGUGCGCUCUGCUAAGUCUGGAGCAUGGAAACAUGUUUCUGUUAAAGAAGGUUGGCUGAACACAUUAAUUGGGCUUGAAAUAUAUUUCUGCUUCUGCAUAGGAGAAUGCAUUGGAAAAGGAAGCUUGUUAGGCUAUCAAGUUUAAGAUUUUUAAUAUAUGUUCAUUGUUUAGAUCCUUUUGUUAUAAACAUACUAUUAUUGUAAACUAGUAGUGCUAAGAAAGAGCAGAAUAAACUGAUUAGAAAUUUGUA